UGUCGGGAGCAGCAGCAUCUCAGAGUUCUAGUGAAAUUUCACUCGUGAGGUUCUGCCGUGCGUAUUCGGAGCAGACCGUGCACGGAUCACCCUUGCCGAGCUCGGUGCACGCGCGGGACAUAGUGUAGUUUGAUUUAUUCUAUUUAUUUCGGUUGGCUCUCUUCAAACGGUUGUCCGUCCGUAUCGCCUUGUGAAGCUGUUGCACGUUCGUUGAUUAUGUUUUUGCAUUAGAAGUGUUCAGAUAAUAUGACUGCAGGCUGCAGUUUAGGAAUCAAAAAUGAAAAAUAUCUUCCUACUGAACAGUUGACCCAAAGCCCCAUCACAAUGAUUGAGGUCCAAAUAUGACCGCUGGAACGCUGCAGGACUCCGACAGUUAUAAAUAUGUUUACAUAAAAGCCGCUGCAGGUGUGAAUAAACAGUUGUUCGGAUAUCGGUGGGAGUACAGAAAGCUGGCCCGAAUAAACUAAGCAACAACAACACUAAGCAAAGAAUAGGAGACAUUCUGCUGGUGCAUUUUAUGUGAAUUCGUUACCCUUUCGGGUAGACUCCCCGAAAAUACUUGCAUUUGCUGCACAAGAGGUGUCGCCGAAUGAAGCUUAUCUCAUGUACCAAAGAAAAGUGCCAAAAAGUAGUGUGAGCGAGCAAUUUUGCUAGAAAAAAUCGGCCGUAACAGAACCUAUUCUACCGAAACAGCGGUGUAUCGGUAGCAGGCAGCAGCAGUAGCAGCAACCAAAUCAACAUGUCUGGAAUUUUCAAAUACACCCCAAAUCGAACAGCGUCAUCAACGCCGAACCGACGGUCGACGUUCGGUACGGGUUUCGGGAGCCCCAGCUUGCACCAAGAUGCCACUAUGGAUAACUCAUAUUCGAUGAGAUUUCGUUCUCCAUCGAUAAACGCACCAACUGAGCAUGGGUCGCCAGUUCGAUCAUUGCGCGAAAUUGAAGAAGAGCUCUCCUCGCUGCGUAAGGAGAAGUUUAACCUCAAGCUGCGCAUAUUUUUCCUCGAACAGCAAGCUGGUAUCUCUACUGAAAACAGCGAUUUACCAGGAUUGGGUGUGACAGCCUCAUCGUCCGGAACAUCGCGGGACGGCAAUUGCAUAAAACAAAAUAUCGAUCUGAAGGUCGAAGUUGAGUCGUUACGGCGUGAACUGUUCGAUAAGCAGGAACUUCUUUGCCAGGCAGCCAAGGCCAUCGAAGUGCUCGAGGAGGGUCACCGUCGAUCCGAAGAGAAACACCGGGAAAUGGUUAGCGAUCUGAAUAAUCGCAUAGAAAUACACCAGCUUGAGAUUAAAUCCCUCGAAAAGGUAGCAGCAGAGCUUCAGCAGCAGCACCGCGAGCUACAACUAUCCUCAGGAACAAAUAUCCUUAAAGAGGAGGUGGCUGCUGGUGAACUCGGGUCGGUAAAGGCACUAGAAAACGGAGAAAGUUUGCGGGACUUCAUCGAUACGGUUCAACAUCAUAGCGAGCUUAGUGUUCAAGACAAGCUUAAGGCCCUUGAAUUGGAUACCAUUUUACGCCAGUGCCAGGAACAAAACGAAGAGCUGCAACGCCAGGCCGAACAAACGACAGCAAUUGUUAGUCAGAAAACGGACCUUAUAGCUUCACUAGAGGCUCAGCUGAAAGAAGUGCGAUUCGAAAAUGCGGAGUUACGUGAGAAGUUUGAGGAAAAUGGAAAAUCGCAAGCCGAUGCAGAGAUUGAACGACUUAAGAAACAAAUUUUCGCCAUCCGGUCGGAUCUGGCGGAGAAACUUUGCGUACUGGACGAGACCGAAACUAAACUUAAAGACAAAACGACCGAACAUAUGAAAUCGUGCCGAUUAGUAGAAAAGUUGUUCAAAACGAUCACGGAACAGGAUAAGGAGAUCGCUCGAAUGAAGCGAAACUCGAACAUAUCGCUUCCCUCGGAACAGGGUCAGGUUAAUGCUAACGGAAAUGAUAAUCAAUAUAAGGUUGUGGAAAUCGUAGAUCAGGACCGUAAACCCGUAUCUCAGGCGGAGUACGAUACAUUGGUUCAACGUGCCAAGCUACUGCAGCAGAAAAAUGACACACUAAUCCAGAAGCUCUGCAGUAGCGGAUCUGGCGAUCAUCGUAAUGAUCGUAACAUAAUUAUCAAGCAGCUAAACGAUGAGCUGAUUCAGGCACGAGAAGAAGCAGAAAAAGCCCAAAAGUGGCGCAAAGAAUGCACGGAUCUAUGUGCCGUUUCGACAAUCAGGUUGGAAGAGUUAGCCGGUUUUCUAGAUUCUUUGCUAAAGAACAAGGAGUUGGUAUGCAACCUUUCGACUGACCGUCGGAAAGCGAUUCGAAAGGCGGUAGACCGAAGUCUAGAUCUGUCGCGUAGCUUGAAUAUGUCGAUUUCGGUAACUGGAUUCUCAUUGACUGGUAACACGCUCGCCCAGUUGAGCUGUCUCUCUGGUUAUCUAGAAAAUUCGGUAGACUUGGGUGGAAUCGCGGCUCACGAACAACAUAAAUGCGAUGAUAAAAAGGAAAACUGCACGGACCUUAUGAAUUUGAAACCAGAAACCUCAAACGAAACUAGACAUAUGAUCGAAACAUUGCAGGCCGAGAAUAAGGCCUUGCGUGGUGAGCUCUGGGAGCAGCAGCAGCAACUACAGCAGCGUAACAAACGGCGUGAGAGCAAAGAACGUAAACCGAUUGCUGUUGAUCCUAUAUCUGACUCGGAAGCUUGGUCAGAACCGGACCGAGGUGUGUCAUUGGCCCGAAUUGGACUUGAAGAUCGAUCUGGGUUGGGCAAAACGCAGCUCGUGCCUGUUAGCCCUUCGCAACCACAGUCCAGCACCGGUACAGGAUGUGCCAUGAGGGAGCUAAGCUCAACAUCUGAAAAUGAGUCGUCUAUGAAUGCAAUCGCACGCAAGAUCAACUCCAAUGGAUCGUCCGUUUUAGAAGUGAAGCAGCUCCAUGAACAGUUAACAAGCCUGACGGUUGCGCUUCGAGAAAAAGAGUGCACAAUUCAGGACGUGCAAAGUCGUUUAGUAGAUCUCGAUAGUCAGUUGCAACAGGAACGGCUCAAGAUAGCCACCAUGGAGUCUGAUGUGCAUGACAAAAGUCAACUUGCAGAGCGCUGGGAAUGCGAGGCAAAGGAAUCGAGGACCAAGGCGGAGACAGCAAUGGAACGAUUGGCCACUCUUGAAAACGAAAUUCGUCAAAAAGAGGAACAGAUCGAGAAAUUACACCGAGAGCGAGAGCAAGCGUCUGUCGAUUUGAGGGUGGCUGUAAUGAAGCUUGAAACUAUGCGCGGGGAUUACGAAGAUCUUCAGCAACGCCACAAGAACGAACUGGAACAAUUACAAGCUCGUGAACAAAAGCGGCUAGAAGAGCUGCGAACAAGUUUAUCCAAUGCAUUCCGUGAUGAGAUGGAACAGAAGCAGCAAACGUUCAACACCACUCUCGAAUCAAACUACAUUUCAAAGAAUAUUCAUCAGGAGAAGCUUCGCGAACUGGAUGAACUACACUAUCGGUUGGAAGAUGCACAUAACGACAUCUCAUCAAUGGUGCAGGCGGAAGAGCGUGCACGUGAGCAGCUAACGACCUAUGAGCGAACGGUUGCUACAAUGAAAAAGAAUCUCGAUGAUGCUACAUUACAGGCAUCCAAGGCUGCCGUUGAGCGCACGAAAGCACUGGCCGAAAAGCGACAGUUGGAAAGUGAUUUAAAUCAACUCCAACAUGAUCUGCAACAGGUUAAGGACGAGAAGAAUGCACUCAAUGAAAAAUUAGUUACCCUACAAUCGUUGGCUAUCACGGACAGAACUGCCGUUCGCAACCACUCUGGAUCGGGUAAAGCAGGUAUGAGCAUGGUUGCAUCAGCGCUACACGAAGGCCAAUUCUCGGUAACAACUACUGAGGACGAAGAAGCGGUGGGUCGACGCCGUUUUGAAAACUCAUCUCCAGACCUCGGCAUCGAGAGCGAUCCCGGUCGGCUAUCUAAUGUGGAGCUUGUCGGAGCUGCAACUCAUAACUCUGUGCCUUCGCCGAAACAACGCCCUCUGUUGCGAACACUUGAAUUGACGAAAUCGAUGUCUAAUCUGUUGUUGAAUCCAUCGACGGAAGCCAAAACGGAACACGAUUCUUCGUCAAAUAGUGGGACGCAAGAGGCAGAGGUGAAACCUGAAAUCACCACCAUAGUAAAGCACGAUUGUGCCAAGGUCGAAGCAGACUUUGCCGAACUCAAGCGCCGAUACAAAGUGACGCGUCAAUCGCUGAACCAAGCUUACGACAAUAUUAAAUCGGCCAACAAGCGCAAGGAACAAUUGGAAGUGGAAAUUAAACAGCAAAUCCACAAGACUCGCGUUGUACUCAAAACGGUUCACAACAACAUGGAGCAACCCCGAAAUUAAGACAACCAUUACCAAGGUAGAAUCUCUGGAAAAGGUGCUCAAAAUUUUGCAACCCAAGGUGUAUUUUUCUCCGUAAAAAGUUUAAAUGGAUCGUUAACUCAUUAUUAUUAGAAAAACUGUACAUAUAUAUGUGGGUGUAUGUUAUGUCUAUGACGGAUAGAAGGUGCGAUAUGAAUACCUAGCAGGAUAUUACCAGAUCAGCCAGCCAGCCGUUCAUUGAGUACCUCAAAUGCACCAGCACAUAGGGUCUGUACAUUUCAAGAAACUGAAUUAUAUUUCUCACAUUUAGCCCUUGAUAUAUGCUCGUGUUACUAUUACCUGACGUCAAUUGAAGAAAUUAGCUUGUAAAUAGUAUUUUAAAGGAGUGUGAUCUUGAAUCUGAGACAUGAACCAGCGGGAGUCGGUAACAUUAUAAUUUGAUAUUAAAUGGCGGGAAUGGGAGAAUGCGAGUAUUAAUGGUUUCCAAACGGUGGCGUGAAAGAAGAAAAAUGUAAAUCUUAUUUAUUACGAAGUUGAUGUAAAGCGAUUGAUAAUAAUUAACUGUGGACAUGUACUGUAUAACUUGCUGGUGUUUGUGGCCAUGAGUGAGAGUGAUGAGAAUAAAUCUAUUGAGUUUUAUAAUAUACA
This is a messenger RNA of Anopheles darlingi, 4978 nucleotides long. It is a transcript of the gene cnn, whose product is annotated as centrosomin. The transcript has 8 exons. Gene Ontology annotation, cellular component: pericentriolar material; microtubule plus-end; perinuclear region of cytoplasm. The record is from RefSeq and is a predicted model, not a curated record. Lineage: Eukaryota; Metazoa; Arthropoda; Insecta; Diptera; Culicidae. Gene Ontology annotation, biological process: centriole replication; positive regulation of microtubule polymerization; negative regulation of centriole replication. Gene Ontology annotation, molecular function: calmodulin binding; microtubule binding; transcription cis-regulatory region binding. Bases 740 to 4351 code for a protein of 1203 amino acids.